This is a messenger RNA of Mizuhopecten yessoensis (Yesso scallop), 4740 nucleotides long. Its product is annotated as arrestin domain-containing protein 3-like. The coding region runs from base 282 to 1823 and encodes 513 amino acids. Gene Ontology annotation, biological process: protein transport. The transcript is spliced from 8 exons. The record is from RefSeq and is a predicted model, not a curated record. NCBI's taxonomy places the organism in Eukaryota, Metazoa, Mollusca, Bivalvia, Pectinida, Pectinidae. Gene Ontology annotation, cellular component: cytoplasm.
UUUAUGAUUAUCGAUGGAUCUUUCAUUAGGCGGCGAGUUCCGUGUGUGGUGCCGAGUCUAUAAGCGUGAUUGUUACGCGCCGUUAACCUGUGUUUUGGGAGUAUUAUAAAUACCAGUCAACAGAAAGGACGGACAUAUCACGCAGAGAAAUUACAUGAUAAUCAUUUCCGGUGCGACAUAAUGACGAUGACCGCCUUUAAGAGGAUCUGGACGUAUUUGGGAUGUAUACUGACCAAGUCAGGAUUAAACACUGAGAUCUGACCACUCUUAGUGACUGUCCAAUGAGUAGUGUACACGCCAUGGAUUACGUGAAAAAGUUCGAAAUUGAACUGGACAAGGAUGUGUAUUACGCUGGCGAGGUGCUGACGGGCAAUGUCAUCGCUAGGGUUACAGAAAACAUCAAGGUCCAUGGUAUACGGUUAGUGUUGCGUGGUAAAUCCCACGUGGAGUGGAAAAUCAACAAGGCAGGCGAGCGACGUUAUGUACGCGAUGACGAAUACUAUAUUGAUGAGAAAAGGGUCGUCUGGGGCAAAGACAAGAAGGAUGAUGGACCUGCCCCUAUCAUGCCCCGAGGAAACCACAGAUAUCCAUUUGAGUUCAAACUGCCCGAGAGUGCUCUCCCCUGCUCACUAGAGAGCAAGAUGGGCACGAUACGGUACUAUGUGCGGAGUACCAUGGAUAUCCCUUACGCCUCAUCUCCACAAAGCGUCAAGUAUUUUUCAAUAAUAGGGCCACACAUAGACUGUAUGGAUGAGCGGUUCCUGACACCGACCAGGGCUGCCGACAAACGCUACACAUGUUGCAUGUGCUGCACAAAAGGCCCUGUAGCGCUGGACGCCACCCUGGAACGAAGUGCCUACUGUUGUGGUGACAACAUCAGACUCAAGGUGGAGAUGCAGAAUGGCAGUGGACAGGAGGCGUGGAUCCUUUGUCGACUCAUACAGAAUGUUGAGUUUUUCAUCAACAAGGGUGUGCUCGGACUGCGGAAGGACGUGACUCAUCGGGUAUGGGAGUACAAGAGUGAAAGUGUGCCUCCCAACUACACGGAGAAAUUUGACAAUCUACAGAACUUUCUACAGGUCCCUGUCAUGCCCCCGAGUCUGGUGGAUGUGUGUAACCUCAUACAAAUAUACUACACUCUGCAGGUUGGUCUUGUGAUGGAAGAUACAGGAGAAGUAUUGGAACUCAACUUCCCGAUGACCAUAGCAACCACUCCGUAUCGGAUCACUAAUGCCCCGUAUCCCAUCAUGCAGUAUGAUGUGGCAGCAGAGAAUGUUGAAGGUGGGAUGUACAUCAGUUCUGAGUUCCAGGUCGGUCAGGUGUAUACGGGGGACGAUGAGGAGAACGAGAACGAGAUGUACAUCAUCUACCGCCCCGUGUACAUCUGUGUUCCACACGAGCGGAUCAAGGUCACAAACACCGAGAAGGAUGUCAGCAUUUGCCGUGCAGGCUCGCGAAUCUCCAUGACAAGGCUUGACCGGAACACAUGGAAGAUGCAAACAACACAUGACUCUGAUAAAGAGGACAGUUCUGUGUUAGACCUUAAAACUGAAACACUGGUGCCUGAUAUGUCCGAUUUGGACUUAAAAGAGUCUUUCUUCAUGAAAAGAGAGUUAAGUGAUGUAGCCAAAGAUAUUGAUAUGUCAGAUAACUUUCUCAAACCGUCAGAAAGUCAUGGAAGUAUGAAACACGCAAUGGAGCUAGAACCAGGUGAUAAGGAAAAUAUAGUAGUUGUAGUUCAGCCGGAACCUCUCUCAUCAAUCCUACCAGAACCAGAAAUUAGAAUAAGUGAAGAAGUUACACGGAACAUUGUGAAUGACUGAAAUGAUUCAAAUUAAGACUAAACAUUGAUGUGUGGUAUUGGUGUACUUAAACAUCUUGUCUGUGCAUGCCACAUGCAUCAUUCUUUGUCAGUAAUAUGACACAUCAUCCAGUCGUCAAUAAGGAGACAUCUAUAGUGGUCAACUAUGACAUCACCAAGUGGUCAAUGAUGGCAUCACCCAGUGGUUAAGGGUAUGACAUCACUUAAAUGAUCAAUGAUGACAUCACUUUAUGAUCAAUUAUGACAUCAUCAAGUGGUCAAUGAUGGCAUCAUCAAGUGGUCAAGGGUAUGACAUCACCUAGUGGUUAAGGGUAUGACAUCACCUAGUGGUCAAGGUUAUGACAUUACUUAAUGAUCAAUGAUGACAUCACCUAGUGGUCAAUGGUGACAUAACCCAGUGGUCAAUGAUGAUAUUAUCUAGUGGUCAAUUGUAUGAUAUCACUUAUUGGUCAAUGAUGACAUCGCCAAGUGGUCAUUGUCAAAUUUAUGACAUCACUCUGUGGUCAAAUGUAUGAAAAUUCAUAGCGGUCAAAGGAAUGAUGUCACCCAAUGGUGUAGGCAAUACAGAGUGUUCGGGCUGUCACGUGUGACCUGAAAAACAGUCCGUGGCUACGGUCAGUUCAAACAUUCAGAAGAUACAUUAAUUCAUUCUAUUUUCAUACUACAUUCCUAUCUGACCGAGUUGUAUUCUCACCAAUAUGAUGUAAGCCCCUUACUCCUGUUCAUACUAUACACGUCUCAUAAUGAAGUUAGCAGUUUUAUGCAGUAUCAAUGGUACCACCUGUAGUUUUAUUGAUCCCAACACUCAUCCUUCUCUCAUUCACUAGAGCAUGGUAAGUGACAUCAUCAGUAUCACAAUAACCCAUAACAUCCAAACAAAGUAUAGCGUAAGAUUAACAAAUGUCUGCUUCAAGUUGAUCUAGAUGAAGGGAUUGAAUAACAGAGAUGAUUGAUCUUCUGUUUCCAAACAAUUGUUUGUCCAUAUUUUACAAUUCUUGGUUCUCAAUAUAAAAAUUACAGCUCAAAUUAAGUUCAUUUUCUACAGCUGGCCUCAAUAGGAGAGUAUUUCCAGACAAAACAUUUUAAUGUUUUUACUUUGACAAGGAAGUAACUCUUUGGUGCAGAUACAAGAGCUACAGUCUUAUAGUGAUAAAACCAAUCAUUACUUCAACCUCAUACUUGCAUGGCAGAUAUUAGUGUCUUUUCUUCGGAUGCUAUCGAGUGUUCGUAAUCUUCCAUUUGACCAAACUUUGGAAUUGAAGCUAGAUUGAAUAAUCCUUUUGAAACAGGCCUGCCAGGGAAAGAGGCACUAUAGACCUGUAUAAAUAGGCCUGCCAGGGAAAGAGGCACUAUAGACCUGUAAGUGUUGUCAGAUAGUGGAGGAGUAAUGGUAUUAACAGCCUCUGAAUUACCAGUACUCUUUUAUCAAAAGACAUCUCAUUUUUUCCAAAGUCAGCUUUACUUUUCAGAGGCAAAACUUUCUCUAGAGAAGCAUUCCUUUCCCCAACUGCAAAAAUAUACCCUCUAUUUCUAAGGAUAAUCAUCACUUUUCAAUUGUACCAGUAAUCUUUCAUCAAAAGGUCAGAAGCCAGCAUUAAUUUUCGAAGGUGAAAUAUUGAUUUCCUAAAAAAAAGAUUCCUUUUCUCAUUUGCAAAAAACUGAACCUUCUUUUUUCAAGAAUAAGCAUUUCUUUUCCUUUGGUAAACAUUCCUUGCCUGUUAAUUUUUUUUUCAAUUGGAAAUACUUAACCUGUUACUCAUCAAGUUAUUUUUAAGAACAUUGUGUAGUUAUUGUAGUAAUGUUUAAAGAUAGUGAUAUGUUAUGUUUCUACUUGUACAAACGAUGACAAGAAUUCUCUGACAUGUUCAUUAUCAACCAAAGAGAAAGGCAUUUGCAUGUUUAGAAUGUAUAUCAUUUGAUUUUGAUUUUUAAUUCUUUGGUUCCAAUUCCUUCCUCUUCAGACUGAUCUCAUAUAAAUAUCUGAACCUAAUUCACAGAACGUCUUGUUAGAAAUUCACCAAGAAUAUAUCAUGGAUAAGCUGACUUUAUGAAAAACUUGUCCAAUUUUGAAAUUUAAUGACACUCAUGACAUAUAUAAAAUCUAUGACACUCGUAUCAUAAUGUAUCAUAAAAAUUGACUGUACACACGACAUUAUUAAUAGUUCUAUAUAUAAAUGAAUCAUAUACAUGUGACCACUUGCUCGAUACACAGAUCGCUGAGUGUAAAAUAAAAAUCUUGAAACCUUGAAAUAUCAUAAAUACACCAAUGUAUGUAAAAUAUAUGACACUCAUAACUUGUGUUUAAAAUUUAUAACACUUAUGACAUUCUUAAAUAUUUGACACUCAUGUCAUAGUAAAAGCUAUGACACUCAUAUGACAUUAUGUAUAAACAUAUGAAUCUCAUAUAACAUUGUGUUUAAACAUGAUACUCAUAUGACAUUGUGUAUAAACACAUGACACUCAUGUGACAUUAUGUUUAAACAUGUGACACUCAUAUGACAUUGUGUUUAAACAUGAGACACUCAUAUGACAUUGUGUAUAAACACAUGAUACUCAUGACAUUAUGUAUAAACAUAUGACACUCAUAUGACAUUAUGUUUAAACAUGACACUCGUAUGCCAUUGUGUUUAAACAUGACACUCAUAUGACAUUGUGUAUAAACACAUGACACUCAUAUGACAAUAUGUUUAAACAUGUGACACUCAUAUGACAUUGUGUUUAAACAUGCGACACUCAUAUGUCAUUAUGUAUAAACACAUGACACUCAUAUGACAUUAUUAAUAAAUAUAUGACACUCAUAUGAUGUUAUGUAUAACAUCAUAACUCUCAUAUGACAUUGUGUAUAAACAUAUGACACUCAGAUGACAUUGUGUAUAAAUAUAUGACACUCAUAUGACAUUAUGUUUAAACACAUGAUA